Hemiscyllium ocellatum (epaulette shark) is the source of this 14177-nucleotide messenger RNA. It is a transcript of the gene cttnbp2nlb, whose product is annotated as CTTNBP2 N-terminal like b. The transcript has 6 exons. The record is from RefSeq and is a predicted model, not a curated record. Lineage: Eukaryota; Metazoa; Chordata; Chondrichthyes; Orectolobiformes; Hemiscylliidae. Bases 319 to 2484 code for a protein of 721 amino acids.
CGGGUGCGGGGCGUGGUUUAGCCUCAACCCGCCCCCUAGGUCUGAUUCGAUUGGUUGCGUGGGCAGCAAUCCGCGCUCGCUAUUGGGCGAAAUGGCUGUCAGGCAACCUAGAUGACUUGCCGGGCUGAAAGAGGCGGGCGAAAAAAAGUGAGAAAGAAAAAAAAUCAGAGAUUUUCCACCAGCUUCGAGAGGAGAGGAAAGGGAAAAAGGGCAUUAAAUUUAUAUACUGGAGCUUGGCAGUACCUUCAGUGACGGUUACCUGAUGGACUAUUUGAAACAGCGGACAGUAUAACAGAUGUUGUUCUCCAGAGAGCCAACAUGAAUUUGGAAAAUCUCAGCAAGUCAGAAUUGCUGAUGUUCUUCAGUGUCCUUGAAGGAGAACUUGAAGCAAGAGAUGUGGUGAUUGAAGUAUUGCAAGCUCAGCACAGAGAUCGUUUCAUCCAAGAGCGCUAUGGAAAAUAUGACAUCAGUGACCCAUUCCUUGCUCUACAAAGGGAUUGUGAGUCAAUCAGGGGUGGAAACUGUGGAGACAAGCAGCCUGUGUGCACCAACCCAUUAUCUGUGCUCAAAGUAGUAAUGACACAAUGCAAGAAGAUGCAGGAGCGAAUGGUAUCCCAGUUGGCUGCUGCAGAGAGCAGACACCGAAAGGUUAUUGUGGAUCUAGAAGAAGAGAGAAGACGACACGCUCAGGACACAGCUGAAGGGGAUGAUGUGACCUACAUGCUGGAGAAGGAGCGUGAGCGACUCACUCAGCAGCUUGAAUUUGAGAAGUCACAGGUGAAGAAGGUAGAAAAGGAACAGAAGAAGCUGUCUACACAGCUGGAGGAGGAACGAACAAGACACAAACAGUUAACCACUGUUUUGAUGAAAGAAUGCAAAAAAGCAACCAACAAGGCAGCAGAGGAAGUUCAGAAAACUGCAGAAUUAAAACAGAAGCUAGAGAAAGAGAUGGCCAAAAGCAGUGAACGAGAGGAAGAGUUGGCCGCCGAGAAGCAGCGAGCCUUACAAAGGGAGGCCGAAAUGGAGAAACAGCUUUCCGAGUUUGACACUGAGAAGGAGCAACUGCGGGCAAGGCUAAACCGGGAAGAAAACAGGGCACGAGCCCUCAAUGAGGAAGUGCAAAGUUUAAAGCGAGUUAUUGAAGUGCUUAAAAAUAAAACAGAAAGCUCCAACAAAAUAGUAGCAAAUGAACCAAAAUCACCGGUAAACUUUCCAUUAGAGGCUGGUGCUAAGAAAAGCAACACUAUAUCCCCUUCUUGCCAGACUGAUUGCAGUCAUGUGAAAGUGCCUAAUGGAAGUGAUUUAAAAGAAAAACACUGCACAUCAUUGCCAGCUGCAGUUGUUCCGCAAGUAAAUGGACAUUGCGCAGCAUUUAUGGUUAAUGAUGGGGAUGACCAGUCAACUGACGGCAAUAGUGUAGAUAUUCUUUUCUCCGCUGAAAGUAAAGUACCUUCUCCAUCUCCAGGGAACAUAGUUGAAAAUGGAAGUGGUAAUGUGGCUUCUUGUGCUGUACCACAUUUCCCAGGUGGAACCUCACUUUCUCCAAGCAACACUGUGAACUCUUCGGCUGCUUCCUCAGUAUCAUCAUCCCCAUGUUCAUCACCUGUGUUGACAAAGCGACUCACUAGUUCAACAAGCCCCAGUGCCAGCUUCCAGUCAUCCUACCAGGCUGGGCUGAAUCAAAGGUUUCAUGCAGCUCGAUUUAAAUUCCAAGCUCAAGCAGAGCAAGAUCAACAGACUGGCGCCUUACAAAGUCCUCCUCCAAGGGAUCUGUCACCCACUACCUCAGAUAGUUCAGCCGCCAAACAGUUGGCUCGAAAUACUGUGACCCAAGUUCUGUCAAGGUUCACAAGCCAGCCAGGAACUCUGAAAACUGCAAACAAUUCCCCCUUUGGUACUGACUAUCGACAGUUGGGCAGUUCAGCAAAAACACCAACUGGUGAUACCAAUCAUUCACCGACUUCCAGUAAAGUCUCAAGUCCACAAUGUCCAAUGACCCCUGGGAUAAAAUCGCCAACAGUAUCUAGAGUGGACAGAGGAAAUCCUCCACCAAUUCCUCCUAAGAAGCCUGGCCUUGCACAAUCACCUGCAUCACCUCAUCCGCCGGGUAGAGCAGCUACAGAUAGUGGACCUUCUCAGAUUGGGCUUUCUGCUAAAAACGAAUCAAGUGCUUCCAAUUCUGUUCAACCUCAACGAUUCUUUAACUGGCGUGAAACAGGGAUCCAUGAGGAAGCUUCAUUGAAAUGUUCCUUGGAACGAGGAACAAUGAUGGGCUCUGAGGAAGGGACUGAGGGUGGAAUUCAUGUUGCACAAGUGGGAACACCAUCUAAUGAAUCAAAUCCUGCAGCAUCCAUGAAACUUUCAGCAGUCCCCAUGGAUGUUUGUGGUGCCACAGUGGACUUACCAAACAUCUGUGGCAUGAACAACAGUUUGAUUACACCAACCAGUAAAGAGAUUGAUAUACUUCUGCCAACUAGUAGUUAAACUGUCUAGAAAUGAAAUGUGAGUCAUGCUUUUCUUUCUGAAUCAGAUGUGAAGUUUCUCAAUUACAUCACAGUUUAUUAUUUAUUUAUAGGGCAUUCUGUACUUGUACAAUAUCCAAUUUGCUACACAUUAUUUUGUUAACUUCAGAAUUUUCUAAUUUUACAUUCUUACCGGUGUUUCUCUUUAUGUUAACAUGUAUUUGAUAUAUAGUUUUUUUAAUAGUAAUGUCAAGGCCCCUGAUUAUAGAUUAUGUGGAAAGAAUUAACAGAACGUUCACACUUUUUUUUAAAAACAAAAAUCCUGAAAUCAAGUAGUUAUAUGCUUAUUCAGUCAAAAUUAAUUCUCCCAAACAAUUAGAAAUUCCAUAUGUGAUCAAAAAAAUUAAAUGAAUUAUCCAUCCAGCACAAACCAGUGACUAUAGCUGGAUGGCAUGGUGGCUCAUUGGUGUGAACUCUGCUGCCUCACAGCUCCAGGGACCUGGGUUCAAUUGGGCAACUAUCUUUGUUGAAUUUGCACAUUGUCCCCGUGUCUGUGUAGGUUUCCUCCAGAUGCUCUGGGUUCCAGAACAGGCUAGAUGGAUUGACAAAGGGAAGUAUAAGGUUACAGGGAUGAGCUUGGGGGUGGAUCUGGGUGGGAUGCUCUUCAGAGAGUUGGUAUGGACUCUGGUUGAAUGGCCUACUUCCACACUGUAGGGAUUCUAUGAUUCUAACUAUUCUUAUUUGUUUCCACAAUCUGUUACAUAUAAUGGUGCUUAUAUAUUUGGAAAAGUUAGCACAAAUUGAGAAAGAUAAUGCAUUAGGUAAAAAGGAAUUAGCAAACAACUUUAGAUGCAAUUCCGAGGUCAAUUUGAGUUCUAUGGAAAUGUCCUUCUUGAUUUAAAAAGUUAAACUUUCUCUCCACAGAUGCUGCCUGGCCUACUGAGUUCCUGCAGCAUUGUGUUUCACUUUUGAGCAUCUGCAGUAUUUUGCUUUUAUUGUAGUGAAUAUUUGCUGUACUAAGCAGUGUCUCAAUGGUGAUGUUUAUGACUGGCCACUGAAACAGUAUUUUAAAGACUGCUUUGAUUGUUGUGAUGGUAAGUUGAGAGGAGGGAGGUAUGUCCGUAUAGAAUCCCUAGUGUGGAAGCAGGCCAUUCAGCCCAUCAAGUCAACACAGACUCUCUGAAGAGCGUCCCACCCACCUCCCCUAUCCCUGUAAUGCUGCAUUUUCCACAACUAAUCCACCUAACCAACACGUCUUUGGACUAUGGAAGGAAACCAGAGCUCCUUGGGGAAACACACACACGUGGGGAGAAUGUACAAAUUUCACUCAAGGAGUCGCCAUAAAGGACACAGGAUUUGUCUUCUGUGACAUGACUGUAAAAUGGAUGAACCACUCAACUUGUAUUGCAAUAGUGUUUUUGAAAAUAAAUAUUCUGGUAGUGGUUAAGGAACUUGUUUUAACGGAAGGAAGCAUUCCAGGUCUUUAGGUGUGAUGUGAUAUAUUCGCAGGAAGGCCCAACGUAAUUUUUAUUUUAAACUACAUUAUCUAUGUUAUUAUCUAAGAUACCCACGGGGAUAUUUCUAAAGGGUUAAUGGUGAAGUGUGUUGUUUUUACAUCUGGGAUUCAAACUGAGUAAUUUGUACUCUGGUUUACAACUUUAGACACUGCAUUCCUUAAUUGCCAAAUGUCGUCGUUGUGGUUUACGAUGAUGUAAUUAAUAUUUAAAGCAUAAGAGCAUAUGCAACCAGUUCUUUAACUUGUAAGUAACAAAAUUUUGUUUCACCACAAGACAACACAUUACAUUCAGUUAAAUUUCUGACUAUAUCUAGUGGCAAUUUUUUGCCUUGCAUAUUUUGAGCAGUCGUAUAUAGCAAUAACAGAUAUAAAACUGUCAGGAGCUUGUUCAAAUUAAAUCACCUUUUAACAAAACUAAAUGAGGCAAGGACAUGAUGGUGAGCUAAUGAGUUCAAAAUAUGUACACAAGCAUAUCGUAUACAAUAUAUAAAAAGAUGUAAUGUCGAUGUGGAUUCAGUUGAUAAAAUUGAUUUAAUAAGAUUCUUUAGAGUUUUCUGGAAAACCCCUUCCGCCAUCCCACCAUCAAAAAUUUGUAAAUGUAUCUGCUUGGGUGUUCAGGUGUCAUGGUUUUUCUAUUGGCCAAAGGCUAGGAGAGCUUGUUGCUAGAUAUCUAAUACUUUCUAAUUGCCUGAAGUAAGAUUUCAUAAAUGUCCCAGGGUACCUUUGGCUUAAGAAAAUUACUUUCUUCACCCCUUGACGGAAAGUAAUUAAUCGAUGAUUGUAUUUGAGAUUAGCAUAAGUAAACCAAAAUCUAAUUAAUUUCAGUGAAAUACUACACAAUUUUAACUUGAUAAAUAGCACAUUUCAGUUUGUGUAUUAAUCAUUUUGCUUUAGAUUUCAUUCAAUAAUUUUAUAGACUCCAGCAAAAAAGUUGAUUUUUUUUUGUACCAGAUCUCCACUUCAAUAUCAUCAUCCCCAGUUCUGCCAAACUCAAAGCUGUGGAGCUGCGUGGAUUACAUUAUAUAAUUCAGAGUGGAAAAACUUGGUACAAGUAUUAAACUGGAAAAUAAAUUGUACAUUUUCUUGCAUCUUGUACCUUGUAAACUUUUGGAGGAAUUGAGUUUCCUUAAAGUACAUUGAAGUCUUGAGGUAAAUAUAACAGCCAUUUUAACACUGCAACAUUUGAGUAAAUGCUCUGUUGUUUUAUUUUGCUAGAGGAGGAAUAUGAGUUAUGGGGAUCUCUUUGCUUUUCAAAUUCACCGUCCUUGGUAUACAUCUGAAGUGGCAACUCUGGCCUUUGGUUUACUGCCUCACGUAAUGGGAUUGCACAUUUGACCGUAAACUACUCCCUCAGUAUUAUACUAAGUUUCAGAUUGAUCUAGUUACAUCAGCCCUCUGUGUGAUUCACAAACCCACAGCCUAACUGCCAUCAGAACCAAUACCACACACUAACUCUAAAAUGGAUUCUUCUUGGCAGUAUGAUGUUUGGUAGAUAAGUUGGGGACAAAGCUAAGCGAGGCCAAAGGACUACUUUUUAUAAGUAACUUGACGAGAAGACUUCCGGACUUGCCAGCUCUGCCAUUAUAUCUUUCCAUUCUGUGCCCCUUUAAUUUAAUGUACCACAUGAACAAUGUCCUCUCGUAACAUACAAUUAGCUGUGCCUGGAAUGUAGUUCUUGUCAUAGUGUAUGUAAACAAUCAGGCCCAGACAAGUUCACAACUCCAAGUCCAGGUGCAAUUCGCAAUCAUUAUAAGUAAGCAGUAUGGCAAAUUUCUCAUUACUCAACUGAAAAAUGGACAUCUCAAGUCACGACAUUUGCUCUUUUACUUAAUGUCGUUACUUUAAAAUUACAGUAAAAUUUAAAAGUUUUUGAAGGACAAUUAAGUAUUUAACAUAAUAUGCACUUUUCCUCUCUCUCAAAAAGCACUUCAUGGGUGUGCAUUUUACUCAAAGAUUUAUGGGGAUUUUUGUAGUGAGUGGCCACAUUAAGCUUUGGUUGUUUAAAUAUUGCAUGCCUAGCGUAAUUAGAUAAAGGCAAGAAUGUUCUCUUCACAAGGUCUGAUCCAGUCGAUAAAGUCAUGAAUUAUUUGUCACUCUCAUUUACCUAUAGUUAACUUUCUUUUAAAGGUGGGAAAGGAGAAGCUGUUGCUUUGUUGAGGGGAGAUUUGAGUUUAUUCUGUCCCAUUUAAAAUAUUUCCUCUUUAUGAAACAGAACUUUGAUUUUCUUUCUAUCUCUACUCUUGCAAAAAGGUAGAAAAACCUAUGCUAUUAUUUACUGUUUUCUUAGUUGUAAGUCCUGACCCAAACAGAGAUGAUACAUAAUUCCAAUAGAACCAUUCUUCAUUGCUUAAUCUUCUUUCUAUGUCCACAUGUUUAUUUUAUUUCACAUUUCUUUAAAUGCUCAAUGUUAAGGAGUCAUAAAGCAUAUGAGCUUGACCUUCCUAGGAGGCACACUCAGCUGUUUGCAAAAGAAAACUGUAAAAUGGGACUUAUAGGCAACAAAAUUGGCCAAAAUUUCAAUGGAUUGAAUCCAAGAAAUGGAUAGCAACCUGUGCUUAUCUGCCACUAUUUGGCUGUGCAACAUUGGAAUGGGGUGACUGGAAUGUUAAAGCAACAUCUUCCUUAGAGAACAAUGGUAUGUUCUGGAAAAAGUUGCUGAUCUUUUUAUUUAUCUUUGUGAAUUAGUCUGUUCUGAAUAUUAGGAAAACUGGCAUAUUACUACUACAGUCAUGAAAUUGUCAACUUGCCUUAUGAGGUGUGAUUGAGGCAGAACUGGUGGGUUUUCUGCUGGGUCAUAUCAUCCCUCCUUCUGACAACUUAAUUCCCCAACAUUGAUAAGAGGCAGAAGUGGAUGAACUAUAUACCACUUCACAUUCCACACACCUGUCAGUCCUACUCAAAUUUUAUAACUAGCAUAUCAUCUCAAGUCACACAUUCCCAUUUUUAAAAUAUAUUUUUGGUAAGAUAGAGGCCAUUAGCCCAUAAAGUCCAUGCUGGCUUUCAGUGGAGCAAUCCAGCUGGUCUCAGUCACCUGAUUUGAUUCCCAUGGUCCUCUAAAUUCAUUUAGUUCAAAUACCUGUCCAUUAUUUCUUUAGGAAUCAUUACUUUCUGAUUUUAUUACCAUCCUGAGACCAUAAGAAAUAGGAACAGAAGGUAAGCCAUUCAGCAGGAUAGUGGCUGAUCUGAUGUGCCUCAAACCAUUUUCUUGCCCUUUCCCUGUAACUGUUGAUUCCCCUAUUGAUCAAGAGUCUUAUUUCAGUCGUAAAUAUUUGCAAGGACUCUGCCCUACAUCUCUCUGUGGCAAGGAGUUCCAAAGAUAUUCAACCCUCGGAAGAAAUUCCACCCCAUCUCAGUUUUAAACGGACACCACUUUGUUUUGAGACUGUCCUUUUGUCCCAGGCCUUCCCACGAGGGGAAACAUCCUCUCAGCAUUAACCCUGUCAAGCCCCUUAAAGAUUCCAUGUGAGAUCACCCCUCGCCAGUAGUAAAUUCCAAGUCAUUACCACUUUAGCUCUAUUAGAAAUUUGCUGCUCACACUCCCUCUACAUCUCUCCAAAACCUUAAAUCUGUGUCACUUUGUAUUCUAUCAAGUCUCCUUUUUGUUGAAAGCUGUUUCAAUCUAACUUUAACUAAAGUCUCACAUCCCUGUAAACCUGGCAAAUCUCCUCUGCAUCCUCUUGAGGAUGGUCACUUCCUUCCUAAACUAUGGUGACCAGGGCUGGUAAGUUAAGAUGCUAGUUUCUGGGAUGUGUUGACAGAUUUGGAUGCUCCCCAUCCACCUAGAGACAGGCAAAAACAUAAUUUUACUCCCAUGUCCUGUGGACUGUUCAUUAAGAAACUGUCAUCAUCAGUCAUUAGGAAUCUUGUGACUUCAGUUGCAGUGAGUGGGGUGUAUAACCAGGUCAUUCACUGUAGCAGUUGCAAAACUGCCAUUUGUAAGUUGCACAUAUAUCAAUUUUAAUGGAAAAUGGUCCAUACAGUCCAUAACAAGUGAUAAUUCAGGUUAUAAUAUAGUAUUUUGUUGCUUGAUACAUGUUCUACUUUUAAAACAUUUUAUAGAAGAAUUGUAUGAGCUUUGUUUUUGAAAUAUUUAUUUCACCCAAAGCUUUUAGGUUAUCUGACAUUAAUGAUGCAGGUGAAAUCAAAGAUACAGUAGCACUGACGUGUCUCAAGGGUCCUUAAAUAUCAUAGAAUUACACAGUACAGAAGAGACCCUUAGGCCCAUCGAGUCUACCACCAAAAAUACACUAAAUCUAGAUUAGUUUCACUUUUUACCUUGACUGAUCCUGAAUGUCGUCUUAAGUACACUCUUAACCUAUCCUGUAUUUUCAGGAAUCUGUGGACAAAUAUUUUACUCUGUUCCUCCGAGCUUCCUUCUGUCCUGCCAUUCAAUGAAUUGCAGCUGAAGUUGAUCAGUGGCUCCCACAACCGUUCUUUAAUGUAAUUACCAAAGCCUUAAAUGUGUUUGAAACAUUAGUGUAGAAAAUAGGAAUAGGCCAUCAGCCCUUCGAGCCUGCUCCACUACUCAGGACAAUCAUGACUGCUCCUACUUUCUCCCAUAUCUUUUGAUCCCCUUACCCUAAGAACAGUAUCUAACUCUUUUAAAACCUUCACAGUUUUGGUCUCACUGCUUGCUGUGGUAGAGAAUUCCACAGGCCCACUACUUUCUGGGUGAAGAAAUUCUUCUUGUUCGCAGUCCUAAAUGGCCCAUCCCACAUCCUUAAACUGACCUGGCAAGUAAGUUGCAAAUUAAGCUGUGGCAGUUGUUCAAUAAAUAAUAUUGAAUGCAGAUGAACGGUGUUUCGCCCACUGGCCAGAGUGCCUAGCAAGCAUCCCAUCUAUGUAAGUAGUCUGUGGCUGGCUUUCCCUGAUAACCUGAAAUGCCUCCACCCCAAACCACUGUAUGCUUGUUGAAUACCAGCAGCAGUGAGAACUGACCUUUUAGUUGAUAUUAAUUGCCCACUCAAUGAUCUCAGUUGACAGCAGGGUGGGAAGGCAGAGGGUCCCCAUCUACCCUCCCUCCAAACUCACCUCAUGGGCAUGAAUUAAAUACCAUUCAUUGGGUGAACAGGUUUGGAUUGAAGAGCCAACAUAGGACUAAUCUCAGUUGAAAUGAUGACAAGGUAGGAUGAAUUUUAAGUGAGAAACUGAAGGAACGUCUCCAUGUUGUAAAUAACAAAGUCCACACUGAUAGAUAAAUCUUGUGUAACAAUUUCUAGUUGAUGGAAGCGUUAAUCAGAAGCUGAUUAUGUAGAGAAUGUGAUCCUUAUGAUACACCAUUUUUAUAAAUAUUUUUAUUGAAAAGCUUUUUUAAAUCUUUUACAAAACGUUUAUAUAUAAAGGAAAAAAAAACCAUCAAAACAGAAAAAAAAGUACAAAGAAGACCAUAACAAAGUUCCAUUGUUACUAAAUAACCCACUAUUCUAUCAAAACAAACCUAUCUACUUAACUAAAACUGAACUACAAACCUAUUAAAUAAAUACUUAAAUUACAUUCAAGUUACUUAAAUUAGAUAAUGUCUUACUACUUUAUUCUGUCUUACUCCUCACACCUCCACUGAGGCUCCCAUCCCUGGGAGUACCCCCUACAGUACCCAUAUUCUUUUCCUUCCAGUCUCCUCCUCCCAGUGCCCCACGGGCGCCCAUAAAGAUUCCCACGGCUGUACCACGACCCUGACUAAUAUCGCUAACAAGUCAGCAUCAAUAUAGUUUAAAAAGGGCCGUCAUGUCCUAUAAAACUGUUCCGUUUGUGCUGCACCAAAUUUGUGAGGUAAUCUUGGGGGAGAUGCUCCACAACUAGCUUACGCCACCCCAUAAGAUCUGGUGGUUUUUCUGACGUCCAAUUUAGUAAAAUGUUCUUCCUUGCGCAAUGGGCAAGGAUAUUACACAGUUUCUUCCAGUGUUCCCCCAGAGAGGGCAAAUUUGGCAGCCCCAAAAGAAGAACUACUGGAUCCACGUUAAUUUCAGUCCCCAGAAUGUCCUUUAACUCCUUCACUAUAAGACUCCAAUAUCUUAGGAUCUUGCAACAUGACCAAUAACAAUGUGUGAGAGUACCUAUAUUAAUUUUACAUUUGGGACAGUCUGGUGACACUCCUCUCUUAAACUUAGCUGGCCUUUCUGGUGCCAUAUGAGCCCUGUGUAAGAUCUUUAAUUGCAUAUAGCCUGUGCUCUGUUUACAUACUGAAAUUUUUCCUUACAUUCCCCCAGAUAUCUUUCCAUAUCUCCAGUGAAAUGUCCUGUCCUAACUCUCGGUUCCGCAUCUUAGAGUCCAUCCAUAUCCCCCAGAGCACGGCCUUUCUGUAAAUGAUAUAAAGUGCAAAGUGAAAGAGUACCCGUACACUGGAGUACCCUUUUCUCAGCAUCUGAUUUAUAACAUUGGGCCAGGAGUGUGGUCUUCCUCUGUAUGUAGUCCCUUAGCUGGAAGUAUUGGUAAAGGUCCUUAUUGGAUAAUCCAUAUUUCUGACUUAACUGAUUGAAUUAUAUCAGGAUCUCUCCCUCAAACAAGUCUCCCAAACGGAGUUCCUUUGUUCUCCCAUGUCUUAAAGCCAGAGAUAAUACACCUUAGGUAAAGUUAAUAUUUAUAAUAGACUAACAAUGAGUUGCAGCCUAACAAUGAGUUGCAGCCUAACAAUGAGUUGCAGCCUAACAAUGAGUUGCAGCCUAACAAUUUAGUUGAUCACUUCACUUCUCAUUGAAAACUGCUGGAGUACAAAUUUUGCAAAAAUACAUUACAGAAAAGUAUUUAAUUGCUGCCUUAAUUAUACCAAAUUACAUUUGGUAUAAAUCUAUGUUUGUAUUAGAAAAUAUUUUCAGGGUUGUCACUGUUCUGCAAGUGAAAGAAUGGUGAUUUUGAUGUAGAACCAGAAGAAGUAGAGGAUCACUAUAGGAAUUUUCUAUUUUCGACAGAUUUUGCCAGGCAAUCUUUGCAACAAGAUAAUCUAAUUCUUUGUAAUGAUUGAUAGAUGUUUUUCAUAACAGUGCAAUAGGCCCUACACAGAGCAAUUUUACAAUGUGCACAUUCGGUAUAAAAUCAGAAUAACUCACUGCCGUGCCUUUUCACAAUUUUUCUUCAAUUGUCAGAAAUAUGUUUUGAUACAAGAGUUGUCCAAGUCUACUUGAAUCUGAAAUUGAGUCUUGAGCCACUUCUCGAGUGAUUAGUACUGGUGUUCAAACAGAUGAAGUUGGUCCAGUCAUUUUCUGCUGUUUUUAAUUGUAUUGAAUGUCGAUGGCAAAUUUGACACACUUAUUGAGUGUGUUAAUUACAUCUAGCAAAGGACUGCAAAUAGUGCAUCAGCAAUUUUCAAAUUUAAGACGAUUCUAACCAUAGAUUUACAAAUGUAUUAUGGAUUCCGAGCCACUGAAAUUCUGAAGAAGUCAUUUCAUAGGAGCAAUUGAUAUUGAACGUGAAUUACAGCUCUUGAAUUUGCAGCAAUGGAGUUUUAAAAAUUAGAAUAAAUCGUACAACGAUAGUAACCUUUAACAAAUUACUAAGAACAAAUCAAAUCUGGCUUAACAAUUGCCAGUUUUGCAGGAAAUACUAUUUGCUGUGUUCUACCGAAAUAAUUGAGAAAAUCAACAUAAGAUAGGGUAAAUAGACAAGUUCUUUUCCUGGGGGUGGGGAAGUCCAAAACUAGAGGGCAUAGUUUAAGGUGAGAGGGUAAAAAAUUUAAAAAGGACCUUUUAAAAGGGGCAACUUUUUCAUGGAGAGGGUGGUGCAUGUAUGGAAUGAGUUGUCAGAGAAGGUGGUGGAGGUUGGUACAAUUCCAACAUUUUAAAAGACAUCUGGAUGAGUACAUGAAUAGGUAGGGUUUACAGGGAUAUGGUCAAAUGUUGGCAAAUGGGACUGAAUUAAUCUAGGAUAUCCGGUCAGCAUGGACAAGUUGGACUAAAGGGUUUGUUUCUGUGCUGUACAUCUCUGACUUUAUUUGGACAAACUUGAGGUGUAUGAAACUUCAACAUUACUACUUCCACCCUGACACUUAGUUACUUCAGGCUAUAAGGUUGUUCCUUAGAUGGACUUACUGAGAUUUGCCCAGAAAACGCCUUUCACUAAAUUCUUUAGCAAACCAACAUGAACCCUAGUAUAAAAUGUUUUAAAAAUUGAUUUCCUGUUUUACAUAUGGACUGUUCAUCCAGACUAAAAUGCAUGAUAUUUGGUAAAAUUACUGAGUUUGGAAAUAUGCAUUUUCUAUAUUUGUGUGUGUGCAUUUAUCACAUUUAAUAUUAACACACUUGUAGGUAUUCAGCAGUAAAUAAUGAAAUAUUUAGAUAAAGAUAUAAAUGGCUGACAGACAUGCAGCUUCAAGGUCAAAAAGUGUGGUGCUGGAAAAGCACAGCCGGUCAGACAGCAUCCAAGGAGCAAGCAAAUCGAUGUUUCGAACAUUAGCUCUUCAUCAGGAGUGAGUAUGCUCAAAAUGUCAACUCUCCUCCUCCUCAGAUGCUGCCUGACCAGCUGUGCUUUUCCAGCACCGUGCCUUUUGACUCUGAUCUCCAGCAUCUUCAGUCCUCGUUUUCUCCCCGACAUGCAGCAUGUCCAACAUGUACCAUCUGAAGGGGAGAGUAAAUAAUUCCAGAUGAGUUUUCAGAAUGUCUAUCUUCUAUCCAUCCUAUAAUAGCUUGGUUUUUUUUCUUCUAGGAUAUAUUUAGGGAUAGAAGUAGGUAUUUAAGCAAUGUAUAUACCUCUUUGCAAUACAAAAGAUUAUUAAUAACUAUCCUUUUGGGGUAUCAAGACUGGUUUUAUAUUGUGGCUUUUCUUUUCCGGUGACUUUCAUCCACUAAUGCACAUGAAUCUAUCACCAGCAAAAAUUAUCCUGAUCAAAACUUCAGCUGACCUGUAUAUACUUGCACAUGGGCAUUAGUACUAAGACAAACAGUAAACUGCAACAUAGAAUGAUACCUGAAAAGUAUCAGAUGUAUUUAUUUAUUACAAACUGCCUACUGUAGCUUCUGAGGCUUUGGCAAAGCUAAAUUUGAAAAAUUCUGUCAUCUUAGAUCAGACUAUCGUUGUAGGGUGUGUCUUUAAUUCGCUGGUGUUUGUUUACUAAAUAAAUUAAGAUGUUAUAGUCAUAGUUUUUAGCCAAUUCAGAAAAUAAAUUUUUGAGGCAUUUGCAAUUUUGUCAUGUGAUUAUUUGGAUUGCAAUUUUUCAAAUUGUAAAUAGUGCUAAUACUAAAGACUAGUUGCUAUGAAAGUUGAGUCUUACCAUGAAUAGUUACUGAUACCUGAAAAUAGGAAGCAGUAUUCUAAAAUUCAGCAACAUUGCCAAUUCAUAUUAUUUGUGAAUCACCAUCAAAACAGGGCACUUUUGUCCUGUUUUGUGUGUUGCGAAAACCUAAAUAGCAUAUUUCUGGAAUGCUUUGUCUACAAAUCUCAUGAAGCAAAGAGUGGCAAUGCUGUUGGAGUCUAUGCCUGAUCUUUGACAUGCACUGACUUAGCUGCUUGAUAUUGGGGUGCGAGAGUAGCUUCAGUUUCCUCAGGGAGGGUUUACCAAUCAGGUAUCCCAUUCCUGUUCAAUCCCUCAUCGAUGUAAGUGUGCAUGCUCGCCUGGAUUGUAUUUGGUCUGAAACAGAAUAGUUUAGUAGUUUGUCCAGGUUCAGAUAUAAAAAGUGAUUGUUUGAAUGACAUGAGGGUCAAUCAAACCUUAAUACAAUGAGAAAUUAAUACUUCCCCUCUUGAAAAUCUUGAAGGUCGGGGUGAUGUGAAACAAGAAACUUGUCUGUCUGUCAGUAAUGACAAAUCAAUGCGUAGACUGCAUUUGAUGUAAAUCAUUAGUACUUCCUUAUUGUUAUUUUGAAAUACCUUGUCUUUUAACUUAGUUCCCAGUUUCAUUGUAUUACUAACUCAAUGCAACACUAUUGAAUUGUGCUUCCACCUUACAGCAUAAUUGAUUGCACCAAUUGAUAUUCUUGUAAAAAAAAGUACAUUACAAUAUAUUUUUAAUAAUUUAUAAACUAUAAAACUUUCAUACAGUGGAAUCAGUAUUUUGUCAGACAUUUUAUGCACUCUACAACUGAAAAUGCUUGUAAUUGAGUGAUUCCUUUUUGUUUUACUUCAUUAGCAAACUUAUUAAAUUCAAAACUGCUGUCCCUCAUAGAAUUUUGUUCAUGCUCAUGGGAAACUAUAACUAAUUCAAAAUGCAACUUGUAAGUGCCUUUUGAAUCUGCAUGCUGUAAAAAAAAAAUUAAAAUUGUAGAAAGUGCAUU